UUUUGCUGCCAUAAACACUAAAAUGACAGCUCACUGCUAGAAGCACACAGAUUAACUUUCUACAAUUUCCUUGUAUUUUGUAAAUGUGUGCCAUGACUUGUUCCAUGUCCCAGAAGGUUUUUCUUCCCGAAGGGACUAAACGAACGAGUGAAUACGCUGUGACCUUCAUCCAUGUAACAACUGCUGCUACUGCUACUACUGCUAUUACUACUACUGCUACUGCGUCCUACAUGUUGUACAUGCAGCAUAGGAAAAAGCUUAACACUGUGAUCACACCCUAAGGGUCACAGUUAAUCUGAACUGAUUUUUAUUGUUACCAACAAAUGCCAUUAGAAAGUAAAUGUAAUGGAAGUGAAUGUAAGUAUACCAAGGUCCUUGAACACCACUCUGCAAAAUGUGCAAUCAUCUACUUUACAUAACAUUCUCCCUGUUCAGUUUUGAUGAAUAAACAUUGUUUUAAUUUAGGUGCACCGCUACUGGAGCUAACAGCUUGCUGUUCAUUAUUUCCUGUUGUGACACUACCCGAGAUAAGGGUGGUAUAUUUUCGACAGUGUGAAACUGGAGAAGCUAUGUUUUCCCAAUGCUUGUGCAAAAUGAGUCAAGAAUUUGCACACAAAAUAUUGCAUGUGACCAGUUGAAGAGAGGCUCAUUUCAGUGUGUCUCAGUGGAAGGGACGUCCAUAGCUGAAGAUGUCGGACAACACUGCAAUGAUGAUAGCCGCAGGUGGCAUUACAGCAUUUAUGGAAGUAUGCGUUAUGCACCCCCUUGACGUGGUGAAGACGCGUUUGCAGCUGCAGCACUCACCGGUGGCAGGAUCCACGCCCAAGGGCGUAGCCCAGUACUACUACACUGGCGUUGUCAACUGUGUUCGGACUGUCUACCGCCAGGAGAGCUUCCUCUCACUGUGGAAGGGAGUUGUCCCUUCCGUACUCAUUGAGACUCCGCGGAGAGCAAUGAAUUUUCUUCUCUUUGAAAACUAUGAGCAGUACCUCUUGUUUGGGGCUGAAACAGCAAAACCAUUGACAUAUUUUACAGCAGGGUUGUGUGUCGGUGUGACCGAAGCGAUUGUGAUGAAUCCAUUCGAGCAUGUGAAAGUGACCCUGAUGGCAGACAGGUCACCUGUGGAGAAGGCGCCCAGCACGUGGGACGUCCUAAAGAAGAUCGUCAGCAACAAGGGCUAUGGUGUGGAAGGCCUCAACAGGGGAAUGUCUUCUACUAUAAUUAGUCAUGGGAUUUUCAAUAUGGUGUAUUUCGGUGUCUUUAAGAUGCUCAAGAGCCGUCUUCGACCAUUUUCUGAUGAAAUGCUGUAUCUGUACCACAUAAUGGGCAUUGGCUUUGCAGCUGGUACGCUGGCAUCCAUAGCCAGUAAUCCAUUUGAUGUUGCGAAGACUCGAAUACAGGGCCCUCAGCCAGAACCCGGUGUCAGAAAAUACCGGUCCCCCCUUGCUACUGUGGCAACUAUUUACAGACAAGAGAGACUGCGAGCUCUUUUCAAAGGUCUGCUUCCGAGACUUCUGCGAAGAGGUGUUGGAAGUGCCCUAAUGGUGGCUGCUUAUGACUACACGUAUCGGUACCUUACCAAUGGAUUCUCAGAGUAGUUCUGUUGGUGAUAUAAUCACAGUUUUUGUCUAGUUUGUCUAGUCCAGUCAGCAAUGGAGUGUGUGCAUCAACAGAAUUGCAUGGGAGCAUACGGGUCUUUUUCCUGGGAUUUUAAACACUAGUAUUUUAGAACAUUUCAUAUGGCAGUAGCCAUUAAGCUGAGCAAGUGAUGUGGUAACAGGUUGUGAAACUUAUCUGUUCCUUGAUCACUGUUAACGCUUUGGGAGCUGAAUGAAAAUAUUGGCGAUU
Schistocerca serialis cubense is the source of this 1848-nucleotide messenger RNA. Its product is annotated as mitochondrial 2-oxodicarboxylate carrier-like. Lineage: Eukaryota; Metazoa; Arthropoda; Insecta; Orthoptera; Acrididae. Gene Ontology annotation, biological process: transmembrane transport. Bases 690 to 1598 code for a protein of 302 amino acids. The transcript is spliced from 8 exons. The record is from RefSeq and is a predicted model, not a curated record.